CAGGGAACCCGAGCACAGGCAUCGAGAGGGGGAAAAACUAUCUGAUUUUUCUCUCGUGACCGCCGACUCAACCCAGCCCACGCACGUCCCGCCCCGGGCCACGAUAAUCCCCAUCCACCUUCGUCUUGUGACCUUCCACAAAUCUCUCUCCCCUACAGCGCAUCACCCCCGAUCUCGGAUUCUCUCCAAUAGAUAUCCCUCGCAGCAUCGCCAUAAAUUCGCUCGAAAUCGUCUGCCUCUCCUUCCUCCCGACCCCUCCCAGUCCGUCAUCAUCCAACAUCAUCUCAUCACUGUUCCGUCAGUUCUUGUCUCUUAGAGUUUCCGGCAACCUCGACACCACCUUCCAAGUCUUCUCCGACCUACCUUCGCCCAUCUUCUAUACCCACGGCAUCCACAACCCUGUACAUACAUACAACCACCAACCACCAUCAUGUCUGCUCGAUUCACGUUCCGUCUUGUUCGAUCAGCGACCCCCUUGGUCACGGGCCGUAUAUCUUCCCCUUUGGCCCGAACUCUGCCUGGCGUCCACCGAGCCUUCAGCCAGUCCACCGUUCGCGCCCGAAGCGAUGUAGUUCGCGAGACUGAGAUCCCCGUGUCUGUCUAUUCGCCCGACUCCAAAGGGUCUGCCGGCUCCACGAGUGAUCACUUCAGCAUCCCCGUCAACCGUGACGAUGCUAAGCCCAAGCCGUUCCCUCCCCCGGAGGAGACCGAGGUUGUGCCCCUAAACAAGACUGUAUACCGUCAGAUGCCACCUACGUUGCAGAAGAUGACGGUGAUGGACAAGGUUGUCAUUGUUACUGGAGGUGCUCGUGGUCUCGGAAACCAUAUGGCUCGAGCUUGUGCUGAGGCAGGUGCUAAGGCGCUGGUGAUCUUCGACGCGAAUCAGGAACUGGGUGACGAGUCGGCUGCGGAAUUACACCAGAAGAGUGGCCUCCCUGUUUCGUUCUUCAAGGUGGAUGUUCGGGAUGGCGCCGCCAUUAACGCUGCGGUCGACGCCGUUGUCGAGACCUACGGCGCGCCUGAUGUGCUCAUCAACAGUGCUGGCAUCGCUGAUUCCAACAUCAAGGCCGAGACCUACGACCCCGCCAUGUUCCGUCGAUUGAUCGAUAUCAACCUGACUGGCUCGUUCCUGAUGAGCCAGGCGGUCGGACGUGCCAUGAUGGCCGCCGGCAAGCCCGGGUCCAUCGUUCUCGUCGCCAGCAUGAGCGGUAGCAUCGUCAACUACCCCCAGGAGCAGUCGUGCUACAAUGCGUCCAAGGCCGGCGUCAUCCAGUUCGGCAAGUCGCUUGCCGCCGAGUGGGCCAAGUACAACAUCCGUGUCAACUGUAUCUCCCCUGGAUACAUGGACACGGCCCUGAACCGCGUGCCUGCCCUCGAGGCGCAGAAAAAGAUCUGGAGGUCCUUGACCCCCCAGGCUCGUCUCGGAAACGUCGACGAGCUGAACGGUCUCUGCGUCUUCCUAGCUAGCGAUGCCAGCAGCUUCGUGACGGGCGCCAACGUCGCCAUCGACGGUGGCUACACGUGCUACUAGAGCGGUCAUGAACUGCUCGGGGUCCCGACACGGCGAUGCGUCCCAGAUAAGUAGUGCAG
Durotheca rogersii is the source of this 1590-nucleotide messenger RNA. RefSeq names its product NAD(P)-binding protein. The record is from RefSeq and is a predicted model, not a curated record. The transcript has 2 exons. Bases 431 to 1531 code for a protein of 366 amino acids. Gene Ontology annotation, molecular function: oxidoreductase activity, acting on the CH-OH group of donors, NAD or NADP as acceptor. Lineage: Eukaryota; Fungi; Ascomycota; Sordariomycetes; Xylariales; Xylariaceae.